Molecule: messenger RNA, 2647 nt
Organism: Chinchilla lanigera (long-tailed chinchilla)
Lineage: Eukaryota; Metazoa; Chordata; Mammalia; Rodentia; Chinchillidae
Gene: Scyl1
Product: SCY1-like, kinase-like 1
Exons: 17
Coding region: 83-2503 (806 amino acids)
Biological process (GO): protein phosphorylation
Molecular function (GO): ATP binding; protein kinase activity
Source: RefSeq, a predicted model, not a curated record
GGCCAGGCCCCGCCCCCCGGGCUCGGGCGGCCGGCGGACCCGGAGCGAAGGUGCCCGAGCCCGCGGCGGCGGCGGCGGGACGAUGUGGUUCUUUGCCCGAGACCCGGUCCGUGACUUCCCGUUCGAGCUCAGUCAGGAGCCUCCCGAAGGCAGCCCGCCCGGGCCCUGGGUCCUGCACCGCGGCCGCAAGAAGGCCACGGGCAGCCCGGUGUCCAUCUUCGUGUACGAUGUGAAGCCUGGCGCAGAGGAACAGACGCAAGUGGCCAAAGCUGCCUUCAAGCGCCUUAAAACUCUCCGGCAUCCCAACAUCCUGGCCUACAUCGAUGGGCUGGAGACAGAAAAGUGCCUCCACGUAGUGACAGAGGCUGUGACCCCGCUGGGAAUGUACCUCAAGGCUCGAGCAGAAGCUGGUGGCUUGAAGGAGCAGGAGCUGUCCUGGGGGCUCCACCAAGUAGUGAAAGCCUUGAGCUUCCUGGUCAAUGACUGCGGCCUCAUUCACAACAAUGUCUGCAUGGCCGCUGUGUUUGUGGACCGAGCUGGAGAGUGGAAACUCGGGGGCCUGGACUACAUGUACUCAGCCCAGGGCAAUGAUGGGGGACCCCCUAGGAAGGGGAUCCCUGAGCUUGAGCAGUAUGACCCCCCGGAGUUGGCUGACAGCAGUGGCAGAGUACUCAGAGAGAAGUGGUCAGCAGACAUGUGGCGCCUGGGCUGCCUCAUCUGGGAAGUCUUCAAUGGGCCUCUACCUCGGGCAGCUGCCCUGCGCAACCCUGGGAAGAUCCCAAAAUCACUGGUUCCCCAUUACUGUGAGCUGGUGGGAGCCAAUCCCAAGGUGCGUCCCAAUCCGGCCCGCUUUCUGCAGAACUGCCAAGCACCUGGCAGCUUCAUGAACAACCGCUUUGUGGAGACCAACCUCUUCCUGGAAGAGAUUCAGAUCAAAGAGCCAGCCGAAAAGCAGAAGUUCUUCCAAGAGCUGAGCAAGAGCCUGGACUCGUUCCCUGAGGAUUUCUGUCGGCACAAAGUGCUGCCCCAGCUGCUGACUGCCUUCGAGUUUGGAAAUGCUGGGGCUGUGGUCCUCACACCCCUCUUCAAGGUGGGCAAGUUCCUCAGUGCCGAGGAGUGUCAGCAGAAGAUUAUCCCUGUGGUGGUCAAGAUGUUCUCAUCCACUGACCGCGCCAUGCGCAUCCGCCUCCUGCAGCAGAUGGAGCAGUUCAUCCAAUACCUUGAUGAACCAACAGUCAACUCCCAGAUCUUUCCCCACAUCGUGCAUGGCUUCCUGGACACCAACCCUGCUAUCCGGGAGCAGACAGUCAAGUCCAUGCUGCUCCUGGCCCCAAAGCUGAAUGAGACCAACCUCAAUGUGGAGCUGAUGAAGCACUUCGCACGGCUGCAGGCCAAGGAUGAACAGGGCCCCAUCCGCUGCAACACCACAGUCUGCCUGGGCAAAAUCGGCUCCUACCUCAGCGCCAGCACCAGACACAGGGUCCUCACUUCCGCCUUCAGCCGAGCUACAAAAGACCCAUUUGCCCCAUCCCGGGUCGCGGGUGUCCUGGGCUUCGCUGCCACCCACAACCUGUACUCACUGAGUGACUGUGCCCACAAGAUCCUGCCUGUGCUCUGCGGCCUCACUGUUGAUCCUGAGAAAUCUGUGAGGGAGCAGGCCUUCAAAGCUAUUCGAAGCUUCUUGUCCAAACUGGAGUCUGUAUCAGAGGAUCCCACCCAGCUGGCAGAAGUGGAGAAAGAUGUCCAUGCAGCCUCCAGCCCUGGGAUGGGAGGAGCUGCUGCCAGUUGGGCAGGCUGGGCUGUGACUGGAGUCUCCUCACUCACCUCCAAGCUGAUCCGUGCACACCCUAUGGCCACACCUGCUGAGACCAAUGUGCCCCAGAGACCGAUGCCUGAGGGACAUCCUACCCCGCCCCCCACCCCCAUCCCUGCUACCCCAAAUUCAAGCCAUUGGGAGACACAAGAGGAAGACAAAAGUGAAGCAGAGGACAGCAGCACUGCUGACAAAUGGGAUGAUGAGGACUGGGGCAGCUUGGAGCAAGAGGCUGAGUCUGUGUUGGCCCAGCAGCAUGACUGGAAUUCGAGGGACCAGGCUAACCGAGCCGGCCAGGUCAGUCACCCGGACCGCAAAUCCCCAGAGUCAGACUGGAGCAGCUGGGAAGCUGAGGGUUCCUGGGAGCAGGGCUGGCAAGAAUCCAGCUCCCCAGAGCCACCCCCUGAAGGCACAAGGCUGGCCAGCGAGUAUAACUGGGGUGGCCCAGAGCCCAGCGACAAGGGUGACCCCUUUGCUGCCCUGUCUGUGCGUUCCACUGCCCAGCCCAGGCCAGACGUGGACUCCUGGGGUGAGGACAACUGGGAGGGCCUGGAGACUGACAGCCGGCAGGCCAAGGCCGAGCUGGCCAGGAAAAAGCGUGAGGAACGGAGGCGGGAGAUGGAGGCCAAGCGGGCGGAGAAGAAGGCAGCAAAGGGCCCCAUGAAGCUGGGAGCCCGGAAGCUAGACUGAACCCUUGGGGUGGGCCGUUCCAGUGAGGAAAGCAGGCCCAGCCGAUGUAUUUAUUGUACAAAACCAUGUGAGCCCGGCCGACCUGCCAGGCGCAUCUCACGUGUACAUAAUCAGAGCCCCAAUAAAUUCUAUUUCACACCCCCA